CAAAUACAAAUCUUUACUAAAAAUACUUGCUUUCCAGCCCUGGAUUUUUGCUUAGCACAUGCGCCGUUCUAAAGCCCGUCUUCUGCAAAAGUUCAGAAGGAUAUACAAGGAUUACAAUUCAUGCAAUAAUCAACAAAAUAUAGUUAUGCUAAUUCAGUGACACUGUGAACGAAUAGCAAAGGUUAAGUCGCACACUAAGCUGCGUUUUCUGACCAUCAAAGAAGCUCCCAAGGAUUAUUAUUAUUAUCAUCGAUUUUUGGGACGCUCGUAGCAACCCCUGAAAAAAAAUCCACCAGAAUAUCAAGAAAUGGCUUAUCGUCUAAAGGCCACCAAAUGUCCCACGGACGAGCUUUCGCUGACCAAUCGGGCUAUAGUGAAUGUGGGUGAUUUCCCGGAUGAAGUCAAGUAUGCGGACAUAUCGCCAGCUCCGGGCCAGCACUUCAUCUUUGCGCUGGAGAAGACUGUCGAGGUGCCCAGCGGCUAUGUGGGCUUCUCCCUGGUCCAACGAAAGUGGGCCAUGGUGUCCAUUAACCAGGAGCUGGAGGUUCGUCCCUAUCGCUUCGAUGCCAGCUCGGAUGUCAUCACCUGUGUGUCCUUCGAGACGGACUUUCUGCAGAAGAAAACUGUCUCCCAGGAGCCCUAUGACUCCGAUCAAAUGGCCAAGGAGUUCAUCAUGCAGUUCGCCGGAAUGGCCCUCACCGUCGGCCAAUCACUGGUCUUCAAUUUCAAGGACAAGAAACUUCUCGGCCUGGCCGUCAAAUCCCUGGAGGCCAUCGAUCCCAAGAGCUUGGGCGAGGGCAAGGAGCCUUCGAUGCGUAAUGUCCGCUUCGGCCGCAUCCUGGGCAACACGGUGGUGCAGUUCGAGAAGGCCGAGAACAGCUCGCUGAAUCUGCAGGGCAAGAGCAAGGGCAAGGUGGUGCGCCAGUCCAUUAUAAAUCCGGACUGGGACUUUGGCAAGAUGGGCAUCGGUGGCCUGGACAAGGAGUUCAAUUCGAUAUUCCGGCGAGCCUUCGCAUCCCGUGUCUUCCCACCGGAACUGGUCGAGCAGCUGGGCUGCAAGCACGUCAAGGGCAUUCUGCUCUACGGUCCACCGGGUACGGGCAAGACUCUGAUGGCUCGCCAAAUCGGCACCAUGUUGAAUGCCCGGGAGCCGAAGAUCGUCAACGGUCCGCAGAUCCUUGACAAGUACGUGGGCGAAUCGGAGGCCAAUGUACGGCGGCUGUUCGCCGAAGCGGAGGAGGAGGAGAAGCGCCUGGGUCCCAACAGUGGACUACAUAUCAUUAUCUUCGACGAGAUCGAUGCCAUUUGCAAGCAGCGUGGCUCCGUGGCCGGCAAUAGUGGUGUCCACGACACCGUCGUCAAUCAAUUGCUAACCAAAAUCGAUGGCGUUGAUCAGCUGAAUAACAUUCUCGUUAUUGGCAUGACCAAUCGCAGGGACAUGAUCGACGAGGCCUUGCUGCGACCCGGUCGCCUCGAGGUCCAAAUGGAGAUCAGCCUGCCCAACGAGCAGGGUCGCGUCCAGAUCCUCAAUAUCCACACCAAGCGAAUGCGCGAUUUCAACAAGAUUAACGACGAUGUGGACAACAAGGAGAUUGCCGCGCUCACCAAGAAUUUCAGCGGAGCCGAGCUGGAGGGCUUGGUCCGUGCCGCCCAGUCGAGUGCCAUGAACCGACUGAUCAAGGCCGAUGCCAAAGUGACCGUGGAUCCCGAGGCCAUGGAGAAGUUGAAGGUCAAUCGGGAUGACUUUCUGCAUUCCCUGGAGAACGACAUUAAGCCGGCAUUCGGUACGGCCCAGGAGAUCCUGGACAAUAUGCUGGCCCGGGGUGUUAUCAACUGGGGAACUCCGGUUAGCAAUCUCCUCGAGGACGGCAUGCUGUAUGUGCAGCAGGCCAAGGCUCCAGAGUCUAGCGGCUUGGUUUCCGUACUCGUGGCCGGAGCCCCCAACUCUGGUAAGACGGCACUGGCCGCUCAGCUGGCCAAGAUGUCGGAUUUCCCGUUCGUGAAGGUCUGCUCGCCGGAGGAUAUGGUCGGCUACACUGAGUCGGCCAAGUGCCUGCACAUCCGCAAGAUCUUCGAUGACGCGUAUCGUUCUACGCUUAGCUGCAUUGUGGUUGACAAUGUGGAGCGUCUGCUGGACUACGGAUCGAUUGGACCGCGAUAUUCCAAUAUGACGCUACAGGCACUGCUGGUGCUGCUCAAGAAACAGCCGCCCAAGGGCCGCAAACUGCUCAUACUGUGCACUUCUAGUAGGAGGGAGGUCCUGGAAGAGAUGGAGAUGCUGACCGCCUUCACCUCGGUGCUCCACGUUCCCAACUUAUCCCAGCCGGAACACGUUCUGGCCGUGCUCGAGCACACGGAUAUCUUCAGCAAGGGCGAGAUUCAGGCGAUUGGCAAGAAGAUGGCCGGCAAACGCGUGUUUAUUGGCAUCAAGAAGCUCCUGGGUCUCAUCGAUAUGGCAAGGCAGACGGAGCAAUCACAGCGGGCCAUCAAGUUCCUGUCCAAGAUGGAAGAGGAGGGUGGCCUGGACAUGGUGGCGCGGCAGUGAGGCAUCUGAAACUGGAUGUGCCCAAAUGCAGUCUCAAUUAUUAGCUUCUAAGUGCUAAGGCCGGGCUGGAUAGCGAUGAAUCCGUAUCCCAAAAACGAAUCAGAAUCGUUGACUCCAUGUACACGUAUACACCGCUAAACUUAUAUUAUAUAGACAGAUAUAUACAGUUACAUAUACGAUCCAGGCUUCGCGUUGUUUGUUCGAUCCCAAAAUCCAGAUAAAAAUCCACAUCCCGAAGGAGUUUCCUGUGUUUCUGAGUUCGCCCCCAGAGCUCAAUCAAAUCAGACAGAUAUGUGAGACCCGUGACCUGAAGAUGAUGGCAUAUAUAUGGCAUAAAACAGCUAAAUGGAAAGAUACUCAAUUACAUUUAUAAAUAACACGCGUAGCUACUAUCUCGUUAUAGGCAUGAUAAUCUUUCUCGUUACCUUUAAUUUUAGGACUUUUGCUUCAGUACAUUCCCAACAAAAAAUAAACGAAUAGCGGGAGAAAACACCAAAGUUUUUGCCUUUGGGCAUUGUGAACGUUGUUUAUCGGAAACUAACUUAUUAAAUAUUUAUUAAAUCAAAUAUUGUUAACCGCCAAUGUUACAAAUAUAUCUUAAAUAAAAUAAAACGAUCUCAAAUUCCAACUUUAGCUGGCUCGCUUUUACGCU
This is a messenger RNA of Drosophila erecta, 3197 nucleotides long. Its product is annotated as vesicle-fusing ATPase 1. The transcript has 7 exons. Gene Ontology annotation, molecular function: ATP hydrolysis activity; ATP binding. Bases 308 to 2545 code for a protein of 745 amino acids. The record is from RefSeq and is a predicted model, not a curated record. Lineage: Eukaryota; Metazoa; Arthropoda; Insecta; Diptera; Drosophilidae. Gene Ontology annotation, cellular component: Golgi stack. Gene Ontology annotation, biological process: SNARE complex disassembly; intra-Golgi vesicle-mediated transport; Golgi to plasma membrane protein transport.